UUAAUAACCCUAUUCCGUUCUACCAACAGUUACUAUACAAACCUCAUAAUGUUAACAUCUCUCCGAGUUUACUCGCUUCUCAUUCUCUGCUCAUGCGUGCACAGUUUUGUAUUCUGGGGGGAGGAGGAGUCUUCUAAACCACCAACUGUUCUUCAUCUUAGGAAGGUGGGAGUAGAUCUGUAUCCUGACGAUCUCCGUCAUGCACCUCCCUACACUCAUCUUCAUCAUCCUCAUAGGAAGGGGGACCCCAUGUUGUCCAGACGACCUAUUCUGAAAAUUAUCCAUCCUCAUACUCAUCAACUCUCUCACUCUAACUCCAAAGGCCCUCUUCGACGCAGAAUUGUUGGAUCAAGAUCUCAAUAGAAAAAUUCCAUAUUUAAUGUUUCAAAUAUAUUAUUAAAAUUCAGGUAUCCACACAGGAUCAGACUUCAGAGACAUUUCUUUAGUCCGUUUUCUUGCAUUCAGGGUUCCUUGUAGUCCAAACUGGCAUAUUUCUGUGCUUGACCAUUUAGUUUGCCAUCAAAUUACUCAAUUGAAUGCAGUAACCAAAAAUAAAGGUUCAAAUCGUCAUAUUUUUAGAGCUUGGGACUUCUUUACCGUCUCAUCCUUAGUGGGUAAACCUGUAUUAACGUUUCUGGAAAAUUACCAUUAAACCAACUAAAUCUAGAAAUGUUAUAUGUAUACUCAAGGAUGUAAGGCAAGGAAAGUUAUUUCAGAAGUGUACACAUCUUUUGUACUGCGGUGUAAUCUCUCUGGAAGGUUUAAUGUAAACACAGACAGAUGUCAAAGCUUGACAUGGGAUCCAUCUUUCACAUAAAAAAAUCAAUGAAAUAUUCUGGUCAUAGGAAAC
Molecule: messenger RNA, 850 nt
Organism: Eurytemora carolleeae
Lineage: Eukaryota; Metazoa; Arthropoda; Copepoda; Calanoida; Temoridae
Exons: 4
Coding region: 49-363 (104 amino acids)
Source: RefSeq, a predicted model, not a curated record